Apodemus sylvaticus (European woodmouse) is the source of this 3077-nucleotide messenger RNA. It is a transcript of the gene Tmem201, whose product is annotated as transmembrane protein 201. Gene Ontology annotation, biological process: nuclear migration along microtubule. The record is from RefSeq and is a predicted model, not a curated record. Gene Ontology annotation, molecular function: lamin binding; actin filament binding. Bases 171 to 2123 code for a protein of 650 amino acids. The transcript has 12 exons. Gene Ontology annotation, cellular component: nuclear inner membrane. Lineage: Eukaryota; Metazoa; Chordata; Mammalia; Rodentia; Muridae.
GGCCUGGCGGGCGGCCUGGGGGUCACGGCGUGCGCUGCCGCCGGCGUGGUGCUCUACCGGAUUGCGCGGAGGAAUAGACCUCAUGAGGGAAGAAGGGUCCUACGUGUCAUCUCUGUUGGCCCAUUGGUUAGCUAUCCCUGACCUUGUGAUGCCCCCGUCUCUGCCCUGCAAUGUCUGAGACCCAGAACAGAAGGGGCUGGUGGCCCUGGGUUCCCAAGUGGAUGCUUUGGAGCCUACAGAGCUGGGUGAAGCCGACGCACACGAUGGUCAACUGCUGGUUCUGCAACCACGACACGCUGGUGCCCUAUGGGAACCGCAACUGUUGGGACUGUCCCCACUGUGAGCAGUACAAUGGCUUUCAAGAGAAUGGAGACUACAACAAGCCAAUCCCAGCACAGUACAUGGAACACCUGAACCAUGUGGUGAGCAGUGUACCCAGUCCCCGGGACCCUGCGCAGCCGCAGCAGUGGGUAAGCAGCCAGGUCCUGCUCUGCCGAAGGUGCAGCCACCACCAGACCACCAAGAUCAAGCAACUGGCUGCUUUCACACCACGUGAGGAGGGCCGGUAUGAUGAGGAGAUUGAGGUGUACCGCCACCACUUGGAGCAGAUGUACAAGCUGUGCCGCCCAUGCCAGGCAGCUGUGGAGUACUACAUCAAGCACCAGAACCGCCAGCUGCGUGCCCUGCUUCUCAGCCACCAGUUCCGGCGUCGGGAGGCUGACCAGGCUCAUGGGCAGAGUUUCAGUUCCUCAGCUGUGAAGGCCCCACUCCAGGUCAUCCUGCUCCGAGCCCUGGCCUUCCUGGCCUGUGCCUUCCUGAUGUCCACUACACUGUAUGGACCCAGCGAACCCUUCACCCCGGGGGCUGCCUUGCCCCCGGCCCUACCUCCUGGGGGCAACAGUUCUGCUGCCACAGACAAUACCACGUCUCAGGCGGAGGGCUGGCAGCAGCUGCUGGGCCUGUUGCCUGAGCAUGCCACAGAGAAGCUACACGAGGCCUGGGCCUUUGGGCAGAGCCACCAGACCAGCAUCGUGGCAGUAGGCCUGCUCACCUGCCUGCUGGCCAUGCUACUGGCUGGCCGCAUCAGGCUGCGGCGCAUCGAUGCCUUCUCCACCUGCCUCUGGGCCUUGCUGCUGGGGCUGCACCUGGCAGAGCACUAUCUACAGGCUGCCUCGCCCGGCUGGCUGGACACGCUCAAGUUCAGUACCACGUCCCUGUGCUGCCUGGUGGGCUUCACCGCAGCUGUGGCUACAAGGAAAGCGACAGGCCCGCGGAGGUUCCGGCCCCGAAGGUACUUCCCAGGAGACUCUGCCAGCCUCUUCCCUUCUAGCCCCAGCCUGGCUGUGCCCUACCCAAGCGUCCCAGCCUCACCAGCAUCCCUGUUCAUCCCCACCCCGCCCGGCUUCCUGCAUCUCACCAAGCAGCAACUGCUCCGGUCUCCCCGUCGGGUCUCCCCCUCAUCCCUGCCAGGCCGCCUCAGUCGGGCCCUCUCGCUGGGAACCAUACCUUCUCUGGCCCGGACAGACUCAGGAUAUCUGUUCAGCGGGAGCCGCCCACCUUCUCGGGUGUCCCCAGCUGGGGAGGUUUCUCUUUCAGAUUACUUUUCCCUAUUGUCCAGCAGCUCGCCCUCUCCUCUCCCUUCCCCAGCGCCUUCCGUGGCCGGCUCCAUGGCCUCCAGCUCCGGCUCCUUACGCCACCGCAGGCCCCUCAUCAGCCCUGCCCGACUCAACCUGAAAGGACAGAAGCUGCUGCUCUUCCCGUCCCCCGGGGAGGCGCCAAAUACCCCCAGCAGCUCAGAGGAGCACUCGCCGCCCAACGGCAGCCUCUUCAUCGAGUCUCCCCAGCUCCCACAGAGGAAUCUCACUCGGGACACAAAGCACACCAUGGAUAUGAGGUCAGUGCUGGCCAGAGACAGUGCCCGCAGUCGCCGCUCCAUCAAGAAGGAGGAUGAGUCAUCGCAUUCCUCCGCCUGCGUCGUGGACACCACCACCAAAGGCUGCGCAGAGGACACCACUCCCUGGAAAGCUCGCGUAGGUCCCUCCCUGGUCCGGGGCCUCCUGGCUGUGAGUUUGGCUGUCAAUGUGCUCUUCACCUCGGCCUACCUGUACCAGAGCCUGCGCUGACCACCGAGGGCCUUUGCCAAGGGCAGUGCCAGGUGCAUGCUGCUUCCGACACUGGCGCUGAGAUCUCUCCCCGAAGGGCUCUGUCUCCGCCUUGACCUCCUGGGUCGAGUCCCUGACCUCAGGAUACCUGCUGUCCACCCAACAGUCUGCAAACAUCAACUGUGUUUGGUGCUGACACUCUGACCCCAAAACCAGGGAUCUUUGACAAGCUUGCCCAGCCCCAGGGACACUAGUGCUACUGUAGCUGUGGCGGGAGUGGGCCAACCAGGCUGCUUGUGCCCUGCUGCUGCCUCCAUGCCACCAGAGGUCUGCUGCAGAGCCGAGAAUCAAGAUGAAGACAGCCCCUGAGAGACGCACUUGGAGCCUGGGUCACCUUAUCCUCACACCUGCCCUCUGCAGAGAGCAAGGCUCCCCCAGCAGGCGUGGCCAUCCAUCUACUCCUGACUGUUGGCUCGGGCAGGGCUGGGCGGGGAGAGCCUGGGACUCUCCUCUCCCGUGACUUCUGCCUUGCACACCUGUUUGUGGCUUUCCCAGCGAGUAGCUCUGUUCCCCUGAGAAUGCCAGAGCUCCCCUGUCCAAGCCGCUCUCCCAUCCGAGUCCCUGCCUAGCCCACCAGUUGCUAGGGAGCUGCACAGUUGAGGUGGGCCUGGAUCCUCCCUCACACCCACAUCCCGUACUCCUGAGCCCUGUCCUCUCCUCCUCCUGUCCCCAUCUGUGUCCCCUCAACCUGUGGCUCCAGGCCACCUGUGUCGGUGCCUCCAUGCCCAACCACUGCCCCCUGAGGACCCUGCAGGCUUGUGGGAGCACAUCCUGUCCCCCAAGGGAGGAGGAGGAACGUUGGCCUAACACUGGCUCUUUCAAUAGUAUGGGGCCACAUGUGCCUGUAUGGGUCAGGCCUUGGCCCUGUGUGCGAGCGCGUGCAUGUGUGCGUGCGUGUGUGUGUGCGUGCGUGCG